ACACUGUUAUGAUAUUCAAUUCAAUAAUAUUCUCAAUAUGUCAAAGGGAUUUCUGUAUGUGCCAUGUUCACUUCAUUGGAUGUCCUAAAUCCAUGAUUCAUGUUGCAUUUUUCUUGUCUGAUUUUCCAAGUGUCUGAAAAAGUUUUCACAUUCCUCCAUGUUCAUUCUUCCCCCCUCUCUCCUCUCCCCUCUUCUUGAACACACAGGUUCUUGAUUACAGAACACCAUGGAAAAUUCAAGAGCAAACACUCAGAGGAGAAGGAGUUGGACUCCUUCAUCCAUGAGUAGAACACUGUGGAGUAGCAAUGAGAGCCCCACCAAGGAUUUUUUUCGAUCCAACGACGAACAAAAAGGGGUGAAUGUGCAAGUUGUUGCGCGGUGCAGGCCUCUGUCUGAAGAGGAGAGCAGAGGAAAAGCAUCAUCAAUGAUUUCUUGUGAUGAGAUCAAACAACAAGUGAUUGCUACUCAAAACACAGGCAACAAGCAAACAGAUAAAGUGUUUGUGUUUGAUAAGGUGUUUGGUCUGAAUUCGAAGCAGGUAGAGGUUUAUGAUGACAUCAUUGCUCCGGCCAUUGCUGAAGUUCUCGAAGGCUACAGCUGGACCAUCUUUGCCUACGGCCAGACCGGGACGGGCAAGACCUACACCAUGGAAGGCGAAGGGCGAAAAUACAAGAAUGGCGAGUUUCACGAAAAUGCCGGUAUGAUCCCAAGAGCCGUGCAGCAGAUAUUCGACGUGUUGGAGAGGGAGAGGGCCGACUACAGCAUGAAGGCGACGUUUCUUGAGCUCUACAACGAGGAGAUAACGGAUCUCUUGGCACCCGACGAGGGCAAGAGGCCGUUAGUACUAAUGGAGGAUGGGAAGGGUGCUGUCUUCGUCCGGGGGCUGGAGGAAGAGGUCGUGUGCAGCGUGGAUGAGAUUUGCGCGAUUUUGGAAAAAGGCUCGUCUAGGAAGCGCACGGCUGAGACGCUCGUGAACAAGCAAAGCAACCGGUCCCACUCGAUUUUCACCAUCACGGUCCAGAUCAAGGAGCCUGACACUAGCACCACUGAUCAUGGAUCGGAGAUGAUCCGAUGUGGCAGGUUGAACCUCGUGGACCUCGCUGGCUCGGAGAACGUGCUGCGCUCUGGUGCACGAGAGGGGAGAGCAAGGGAGGCUGGUGAGAUCAACAAGAGUUUGCUCACGCUCGGGCGUGUUAUCAACGCGUUGGCUGACAACUCUACGCACGUUCCAUAUAGGGAUAGCAAGUUAACAAGGUUGUUGAGGGAUUCUUUGGGAGGAAAGACGAAAACGUGCAUCAUCGCAACGAUCUCACCAUCCGUUCUCUGUCAAGAAGAAACGCUCAGCACUCUUGACUAUGCGUUUCGUGCAAAAUGUAUCAAGAACAGACCUGAGGUGAACCAAAAGUUGAUGAAAUCUACAGUGAUCAAAGAUCUCUACACUCAGAUAGAUAGUCUGAAGCAAGAACUUCGUGUUUCGAGGCAAGUGAAUGGUGGUUAUGGUGAUCAGGGUGAUCGACACAGUUCAGACGCGUUGAGGAAGCAACUGAUGGAGCUGCAAGAACUGUAUCUUUAUCAGCAACAGCUAACAGUAGAUUUGAAAGAUAAACUACUUAGCACUGAAGGAGAACUGACAACGGCUCGACAGUCUCUGCUUAAUCUCAAAAAUCAAUGCCAACAAGCCGAAGACGUGUGUAGAGAUAAGGAGGCAGUGAUAUUCAAUCUCAUUUCUUCUGGAAAAGAACUGACAAAGAAAACUUCCGAGCUUCAAUCAGACCUUGAGGGCGCUGUGUUGGACGCGUCUACCUUGUUCGCCAAAAUUGAACACAAGACAGAUUUAGAAGAAACAAACAGGCAAAAUGUAGAGAAGUUUUACUCUCAUUUAGUUCAGCAGCUUCAGGAGCUAGACGAAGGGGUCUCGGCCUCAGCAACGAACCAAGAACAGAACUGGAAGGCGAUUCAAGACGAUACACGAUUAUUCCUAACUUCAAAAGCUAAGGCGAUAGACGAGCUUUUCAAACAGAUCGAAAAUCUCAAGGAGCUAAACGCGUCUGGUGUCAACAAAAUAGACGGUUCAGCUGAAGAACUGUAUCAGAACUCUCAAGUGGCCUUAAGUAGAUUGAGCUCCGCGCUUUCAGAUCAUUCUUCGUGCAUUAUGGAUCUCGUGUCUAAAAACGCAUCAGCUGCUGCUGCCAUUAACAACGGUCUGAAAAGCAACAUGAACAAUCUUGGACUGAAAUUAGACGAAUUCGUGAGGCAGCAGGAGGAGAAUCACGCGCGUUCCCACCAUACGUCCAAGUCCAUUUCCAGUAGCCUUGCUAGUUUUUUCAAGACUUUGAAGAUUUAUACGUCCAAAUUGACACUCAUCGAAGAGGAUUCCCAAACUAUCGCCAAACAGAAGCUGCACGCCUUCACGACAAAGUUUGAGGAGUAUUCUGCUGCUGAAGAAAAGCUUCUGUUGGAGCAAAUGUCCGAACUUUUGGCGAAUUCGAGUUCUAGAAAGAAAAAAAUGAUACAAGCAGCAGUAGACGACGUGCUAGAGAGCGCCUCAAGCAACGGACUGAAGCUGAAUCAAGAAAUAUCGGAGAUGCAAAGCCUAACCGUUGACACUGAGGAAAAGUGGAAUGUUUUCAUUCAGACAACAGAAAGCAACUAUGUUGAAGAUUCUGUUGCUGUGGAAGCCGGCAAAUGCGCCCUUGAAGACGGCCUUCAAUGCUGCGUGAGAGAGUUGGCAGAGGUUUCGAAACAGCAGAGAUUGUCCGAAGAAUCUUUGUUGGAUGAGAUCAAGGCGAAUUUCGUCUCUCAAGAUUCUCUCAUCAAGAAUGAAACAGCAGCGAAUGAGAAGUUCCACGGCCGAUAUUCAUCCAUUGCUGCCUCGUUUCUUGAGGAGACGGGCGAUGCUACGAGGAAUCUAACGUUGUGUGCUGAAAAGGUUCUCAGGCUAGACCGCGAAGCAUCAGAGAAGGCUGAGCUGCUGAGUGCUCGUUGCAUCGUCUCCACGAAGCAAACCAGCGACAGCCACUCAGGACAAGUGGCUGAGAUUUCAAUAAGUGCAAGAAAAUGGCUUGUUGAUGACUACUUGGUGGAUUCAAGUCCAAGUCCAAGUCCGAGGAAAUAUGGUUUUGCAAAGUAGAGAAGAGGUUGAGAGUUUGAUCAGUUUAGAAACACUCAAAGCAGAUAAUGCAGUUGCAAACCAUUUUUUUUACAUAUACUAUCCAUAGGAAAUUUGGGGUCUAUAUAACCAAAAAGACUCAUGUAACUCAUUCUUACAAUAGUCUUUCAGAUUUGGCUCUUCAAUUUCAAGAAAUUUAUGAAAAAAUCAUUUCAUUGUCUA
Salvia hispanica is the source of this 3331-nucleotide messenger RNA. NCBI's taxonomy places the organism in Eukaryota, Viridiplantae, Streptophyta, Magnoliopsida, Lamiales, Lamiaceae. The record is from RefSeq and is a predicted model, not a curated record.